Cercospora beticola is the source of this 2116-nucleotide messenger RNA. It is a transcript of the gene MET12, whose product is annotated as methylenetetrahydrofolate reductase (NAD(P)H) MET12. The record is from RefSeq and is a predicted model, not a curated record. Lineage: Eukaryota; Fungi; Ascomycota; Dothideomycetes; Mycosphaerellales; Mycosphaerellaceae. Gene Ontology annotation, biological process: tetrahydrofolate interconversion. Gene Ontology annotation, molecular function: methylenetetrahydrofolate reductase [NAD(P)H] activity; FAD binding. Gene Ontology annotation, cellular component: cytosol.
GGGAACCUCACUUUGUUCCACUACAUCAUGCCCGAUCCGCCCACCACCACCACACCGAGCAGACAUCUCCUCCUGCUCCACCGCGACAAUGGAUAAACUCACCGACAAGAUCGCCGCCCUCCCGCCCGACGCCACCUACUUCUCGCUCGAGUUCUUCCCGCCGAAAACCCAGCAGGGCUUUUCUAACCUCAAUGCCCGCCUCUCGCGCAUGGCGCAUUCGCUGCGCCCGCUCUUCGUCAAUGUAACAUGGGGUGCUGGCGGCAGCACAUCUGUCAAGUCGCUGGCUCUGGCAGAGGUCACGCAGCGGGAGUUGGGCUUGACAACAUGUUUGCACCUGACAUGCACGAAUAUGUCGAGGAAACUCAUUGAUGAGGCAUUGGACCAGGCGAAAGUGCUGGGCAUCCGAAACAUACUGGCUCUGCGUGGUGAUCCACCCAGAAGUGAUGAAUACAGGGACGACAGCUUGCCAGAUGCUGGUGAGGACGACAGCAACAAGGACUUCACAUGGGCUGUAGAUCUCGUGCGCUACAUACGGAAGCAGUACGGCGACUACUUCUGUGUUGGUGUAGCAGGAUACCCAGAGGGACACUCAGACCAGUCACACCCAGAACAUCAAUCUGUCGAGCAUGACCUGCCCUAUCUCGUGGAGAAGACGGCGGCUGGCGCAGAUUUUAUAAUGACUCAACUUUUCUACGAUGUUGGCGCAUACCAGAAGUACGAAAAGCGAUUGCGAGAGCACGAGUCGGGCCUGUUCAAGAAGAUACCAAUCAUACCUGGUCUCAUGCCAGUGCAGAGCUACCAGAUCCUGCGUCGCACGACGAAGCUCAGUCACGCUGCGCUGCCGCAGGAGAUCCUCAAACGAUUUGAAGCAGUCAAGGGUGAUGACGAGGCUGUCAAGAGAGUAGGUGUCGAUGUGCUCAGUGAAAUUGUGGACACGAUGAAGCAUUCCGAAUUUGCAGGCCCUCGCGGAUUCCACUUCUACACAUUGAACCUGGAGAAAGUGGUCACGCAGAUUCUGGAACGGAAUGAUCUCAUCCCACCAUCUACGCCGGAGGUGGAGCUAAAUCUGGAAAACCAAGCUGUUGCGGUAGAGGAGACAGAUGAUUUUGUCAUUGUCGAAGACGCCAAGAAGCAGCAGCAUCGCAGGAAGUCAUCAAUGGCUAAUUCAAAUCCUCGGAAUCGAGUCAUCAUAUCGCAUACGCGGGCAUCAAGUACGAGCAGUAAUCGACCUGCUUCCGCUUAUGAGGCGUUUGAUGACGAAGCUGGUGUGCCCAAAGAAAAGAUCAACAGCCGCGCCAACACUCUUGCCAUCUCAGAAGGGGAAGGCGCUUUGGGGCGGGAAGCCACCUGGGACGAGUUCCCCAACGGCAGAUGGGGUGAUGCGAGAUCGCCCGCGUACGGGCAGAUAGAUGGAUAUGGUGUCAGUCUCCAUGUCAGCGUGCCAGAGGCCAGGAAGCUAUGGGGCGAGCCGAAGUCUGUGGAAGACAUCUCAGCAUGUUUCCGUCGACAUCUCGAGGGCGAGAUUGACAGCAUGCCUUGGUCUGAGGAAACUUUACAACCGGAGACGUUGACGAUCAAGAACGAGCUUCUCAGCUUGAUCAACAAAGGAUGGUGGACUGUCGCUUCUCAGCCAGCAGUGAACGGCAUCCGAUCUACGGAUCCUGUUUUCGGAUGGGGUCCUAGAAACGGAUUUAUCUUCCAGAAGCCUUUCGUGGAGUUCUUCAUUCCAAAUGAUGAAUGGCAGAAGUUGCAGACAAGACUGAUCGAGAACCCUCAGAUCACAUACUUUGCCGGUAACGCAAAGCACGAAUUCUUCAGCAACGAUACCGACUCUGUGAACCCGGUAACCUGGGGCACUUUCACGGGCAAAGAGAUCAUUACCCCCACGAUUAUCGAGGCGGUGUCAUUCAAAGCUUGGUGUGAGGAAGCUUUUGGCAUAUGGAAUGAAUGGCAACGGGUUUACAAGCCCGGAUCGGAGAGCAGCAAGCUACUUGAGCGCAUUCGCAAGGACUACUGGUUGGUCAGUGUGAUUCAUCAUGGUUUCCUGGAGCCGGGAGCUUUGUGGAACGACUUGUUAGAUGAGAACAGCAAUGGGGUAUGAAGUGAUGAUGGCGCA